AUGGCGUUUCUACCUCUAUCAGUUUCUCUGUCACCUCCUGGACCUAAAGCGGCGAUGCUUAUAGCCCCCUCCUCUCAUUCAACCCUAUCCUCACCAUUGUUGCCCUCUUCAGAAACCCUUUCUCUGCUGUCGCCUCUUAAUUGCUUUCAGAUAAGCCGCGCCGGAAAUUUGGCUCGUGGCCAUCGACGGUCGUGGAUUGUGAGGAUGGCUCCGGAAGAACAGAGGUUGACUCGCCGUUCACCUCUUGAUUUUCCUGUCGAGUGGGAAAGGCCAAAGCAUAGCAGGAGGCCUGACAUUUUCCCACAAUUCAGCCCGAUGAAAACUCCAUUACCUCCACCAAUGCCGGAAGACCCACCGCCAGACGAAGAAGAAGAAGAAGAAGAUGAAGACAACGAAGAAGAGAAAGAGAAAGAGAAAGAGGAAGAAGAAGAAGAGGAAAAGAAUGAUCCCGAGGAGGAAGGUCCUGGGGAGCCACUACAGGACAAGUCGAAUGGGCCUUAUGGGGAUUAUAAUUCUGGGCCCAAGCUGGGUAACAAGGGUGGGAAAGGAGCAUAG
Striga hermonthica is the source of this 555-nucleotide messenger RNA. NCBI's taxonomy places the organism in Eukaryota, Viridiplantae, Streptophyta, Magnoliopsida, Lamiales, Orobanchaceae. The record is from the annotation of a GenBank genome assembly.